This is a messenger RNA of Pelobates cultripes (western spadefoot toad), 741 nucleotides long. NCBI's taxonomy places the organism in Eukaryota, Metazoa, Chordata, Amphibia, Anura, Pelobatidae. The record is from the annotation of a GenBank genome assembly.
AUGGAUAAGAAUAAAAAGGGUGAAGGUAAAAAGAAAACAGAGAGGUGGAGCAGAAAAAGAACGUGGAAAAAAAAACUGUUAGAAAAAGAUGCACACCAGUAUCAAAAAGUCUGUAGCUUGUUUAAGAUAGUGGCUACAAAGCAUGACUUACCACCUACAUCUCAACAUGAAGACAGUGGUGCUCGCUGUAGCACAGCAAUGCAUAGCUCUGUGCAAAGCACUGUUCAAUUAGCUACUGAUACAGGUGAAGAUAUAAGAUAUGUUGAGCUAGAAACUGAUAAACAUGACGAAUCAUUAGCAGAAGAAGAGAUUCUAGAAGUAGUUGGCAUUAAAGAGGGCAUGCCUGACAUGGUUGAUGAUAAAACGUGGUUUAUCAGAUCAACAUCUGAAAACUUGGAUUCCUUCUUAUUGUUUUAUCCAUGUCAACCAGUUGUCCUUUCUUUUAAUUCAAAAAAGUUAUAUCAGAAGAGGGAUGGAAAGAAGCGUCACUGGUGGACAUAUUCACAUGGACAUGGUCCUUUUUCCUGCAUGGUGUGUGUAGCUUUCAGUAAAAAGACGGACAGCAGUGUUGUUAUUGAUGGUUGCAUUGAUGAAAAGUGCAUGUAUCAGACGAUUGAAGAGCUCGAAAGAAGCAACUUCCACAAUAAUGGCUCUGAAUCCUUUUUGAUGAGGUCAAAGAAUAUGGACAUAUCUCGUCAUUUCUUUGAGAAACAAACAAAGCCAGAAAAAGAGGAGAAGUGA